Molecule: messenger RNA, 1884 nt
Organism: Aspergillus thermomutatus
Lineage: Eukaryota; Fungi; Ascomycota; Eurotiomycetes; Eurotiales; Aspergillaceae
Exons: 8
Coding region: 1-1884 (627 amino acids)
Biological process (GO): transmembrane transport
Molecular function (GO): transmembrane transporter activity
Source: RefSeq, a predicted model, not a curated record
AUGCAUCAUGAUGAACAGGUCACUUGUCCGGAGAUUCGGUUCGGAACGACGCCCAUGCUGGACCUCGACUUUCCCACAUCACGGCCGCCACGUCCGGUAGACGAUCCCCAGAAUCUGUUACCGAUCAUCAAUGGCGGACCCGGUCAAACGGUUUCACCCACGAAUGAAACUACCCUCCAGGGUGCCCGCCUAUGGAGCCUCAUUGGGGGUUUGUAUCUAGCCGUCUACUUGGUCGGGCUGGAUCUGUCCAUGCUAUCUACCGUAAUACCAAAGCUCUCGGAUUACUUUCACAGAAUAUCGGAUGUUGGCUGGUACGAAAUCGCAUAUCUUGUGCCAAUAUGCGUCCUCCAGCCAUUGGCCGGCCAGAUAUACACCGUCAUGCCAAGCAAGGUUUGUGUAAAGGCGCCAUUAAUGUCCCAGCAGCUGAUCAGUUUCAAGCACACCUACCUGGCCUUCUUCAUCGUAUUCGAGCUCGGUAGCCUUGUGUGCGCCGUCGCGCCAACGAGCCCCGUCUUCAUCAUCGGCAGGGCUAUCACGGGAAUCGGCGCCGCCGGCCUCAUGAACGGCGGCCUCGUCAUCAUAUCCGCUGCGUGUCCGCCUCGGAUACGGCCCAUGAUCACCGGGGCCGCCAUAUCGCUCAUACCCCUCGGCGGCAUCACCGGCCCCCUGAUCGCCGGCGCCCUGACCGAUCACCUUGGCUGGAAGUGGUGCUUUUGGAUCUUUCUCCCUGUCGGCGCCAUCACAGCCGUUAUCAUCAUCGCCGUUCGUAUCCCCGAACAGGCCCCGAAGCCCCCUUUCCGCCAAGCGCUCUCCGAGCUGCCCCGAAGCGUCGACCCCGUAGGCUUUCUCCUCUUCGCGCCAGCAAUCAUAGAACUACUCCUUGCCAUCAGCUGGGGAGGCGCUGAUUUCGCGUGGUCCUCGCCCACCAUCAUCGGGCUCUUCUGCGGCUCCGUGGCGACGAUGGUCGCGUUCGCCAUGUGGUCAAGAUACGCAGGGGAAAAGGCUCUGAUCCCACGAAGCACGAUGCUUCACCCGCUCGUUGUCUUCGGUAGUGCUGUUGUCGCGAUGCAGGGCGGCUCGACGACCGUGGUCACGUACUAUCUCCCCCUGUGGUUCCAGGCCAUCCAGGGGCAGAGCGCGGUCGGGGCCGGCGUGAGGCUGCUGCCUUCGAUGAUUUCAAUGAUUGCCGGCAUGAUGACUGCGGCAGUAUUAGUCCGGAGGCUGCAUUACGUGCCACCUUGGGCAAUAGCGGGUAGCAUACUCUCGGCGGUUGGCACUGGGCUCUUGACGACGCUCUCUGUGACCUCGACUACUGGGCACUGGAUCGGAUACCAAAUCAUCACAGGGUACGGGCGCGGAAUGGCGCUUCAAAUACCAGUGAUUGCCGUCCAGGAAAGUCUUCCUAGCGAAGAGCUUGCUAUGGCGACGUCGAGUCUCACACUACUCAUGUAUCUCGGGAGUGCGAUUGGCACGUCUGUAGGCCAGACCAUAUUCCGAAGCGGUAUACCAGGUGCCCUGGCGCAAUAUGCCCCUUUCGUAGACCCCGAGCUGGUGAUCAACACGGGCGCCACGGAGAUUCAACAUUUGGUGACACCAGACCAGUUGCCUGAGCUACUGCGGGCCUAUAACGAGGCAUUGACCCAGAUCUUUUUCUAUCCAACGGCGAGUGCAGCUGUUGCUGUUUUGCUUGCCUUUGGUUUAGGUUGGAAGAGAAUAGGAGUCGACAAUAGUCCAGAGAUGGCAGGGCAUGGCGUCUACAUGGCCUCCUGUCUUCCUGACCGGGACGCAGUUGCAAAAUACCCCGUUCGAUUCGCCGCGAAGGAUUUGCCUCGAAAGUCGCCGGCGAUGGAUGCCCUCAGCCUCACGAAUAGCUCCAACAAAUAG